CAAAAUUUAUUAAUUAUUCGACAAUAAAUCUUAAGACAUUACAAUCUAAACUUAAUUUUAAUUAAUAAAUUACACAUCUAGUAUAGCCUAGUAUUACAAGAAAGAGCUCAUAACUAUUUUGUAAACAAUUUUUUAUGAAAUUUGACCCUGCCAAUGUAAUGUCAGAUCGUGAAAUCACACGUGAAAAUAUAGGGUUAGAUUAACAUAAGCAGUGAUCAACAAAUUUGUAUUUUGUUUCUGUUUACAAAGAAACAACUGUGAAUUUCUGAAACAAAACUAAACAUCUGUUUAUAAAUAUAAACUAACAAUGGAUCUGUGGAAUACUAAAUAUUUAGAGCCCCCAGCAUCAAGUUCUUGCAAAUUAAAGAACCAAGAAAUAAAUUUACAUGAACUAAAUGGACUUAUGCAUGAUGCACUCAACGUUUUCUCAAGUCAAAUGUUCCUUGACAUAGAAUGCAAAAUGUUGCACACUAUAAUAAAAGUCAACAAACUGAAAUUUCGCACCACGAUCGGAUUCAAACACCUGCAGAAAUUGAACCGAUGCAUGCGAAUCUACCAUGAAGUUGAUUACAAGUGUUUAAUAUCUUGGUUUAUUGACUUAUUACCAAGACAAUAUGAAUAUGACACCUACUUUCCAAGUAGAAACAUGUUUGAUUACUUUCUUGUAAGAUCUCAAGGUAUUGCCAAACUAAUUGUGAGAGUAUUAGAGUGUGCCAAGCAAGUUUACAUCCAUUUUAUGGAUAUAAUCAAACUAGGACAUUUCAUAGGCCUGGGAAUAGUAAUAAUUGCAGUUCAAGCAAGAAUAUUCAUCAUUUGCAGAUACUUAUUAAAAUGCAUUUCACAUCUUUAUGAUACAAUUUAUGCUCUUAGACAUAAAAUUCCAAAUAUUAAGACUGAUUGGCUUCCUGAUAACUAUAACUUGCCUCAGGAGUUACUUCCAUGGCUGGAUAUUGAUUGGGCUUUCAAAGAAUAUGUUAUUGAGCUCAAAGGGAAAAACAGAGAUCUCUUCAGCAUUGAUAUCUUUGAUGAUGAAGAUGAUGUUGAAUUCUGUAAAGAAUAUAAGAUUGUUGAUGGUGAAGAUGAUGAAGACAUCCAAAUUGUCAAUGAAUAUUUUAAUCUUGUUGAUAGUGAUGAUGAAAGCAUGAGAAUCAAUGAUGAGGUUGACGAUGAACUGCAAAUUAUUAAUGAUGAGGUGAGAACUGUAUUCUUUGAUAGGAAGAUCAAGGAAGAGAUACAAUCUCAAGUUAUUAAUCUUGAUGAUGAGAUUGGGGAGCCUGUUGAGUUGAAUGCUAAAGUUGAAGAAGUUAAACAAAAAUUAAAUGCGAUUAAUACAUUGGAUGCGACUGAGAAAUUCAUCAAGGAUGGAAAUCACAAUUAUUUCCGGUCCUUAGGAAUGGUGAGGUAUAAUCAUUUGUUGAAUAUGGUUCAGAUGUAUAAAAUGGAGGCGUCGACCGCGAGGACAACGAAAAAGGAAAAAAAGAAGAUGUUCAAAGAGGUAAAAGAGAAGAUUAUUCAAUUAGUACAAAAUGAUGAGACGCUAUAAACAAAAAAUAGAUUGUUUUAUUUAAAAGAA
Dalotia coriaria is the source of this 1573-nucleotide messenger RNA. RefSeq lists its product as uncharacterized. The record is from RefSeq and is a predicted model, not a curated record. Gene Ontology annotation, biological process: positive regulation of Notch signaling pathway. The transcript is spliced from 2 exons. Gene Ontology annotation, cellular component: nucleus. NCBI's taxonomy places the organism in Eukaryota, Metazoa, Arthropoda, Insecta, Coleoptera, Staphylinidae. The coding region runs from base 308 to 1543 and encodes 411 amino acids.